Linum trigynum is the source of this 348-nucleotide messenger RNA. NCBI's taxonomy places the organism in Eukaryota, Viridiplantae, Streptophyta, Magnoliopsida, Malpighiales, Linaceae. The record is from the annotation of a GenBank genome assembly.
AUGCAGAUUGUGGAAGUUCGAUCGCCUGAGCAGAAGAGUCGGGACUCCAUAGUGGCAAUUACUCCUUCAACGCGAGCAAGACCGAAGAAAUCCAAAUCCGGGAAGGAGCGCGUGAAGAAAACUUCACCGACCAAAUUCAACCCUCUCAAGCAGCUGCAAAUAUGGUCGCCCAUGAAGGACAAGAGAUCAAAAUCAAAGUCCCGCGUUGCCCCGCUUACCCUUCAAGAGAUCACCGCUUGGACAGAGGCAAAAGCUCAGAGACCCGCCGAGUGGGCAGCUGCGGAUAAGCUUAAAGAGAUAGCGCCUGGCCAGGACGAGGAGACGACCUCCUCAGUUCCGCACACCUAG